AUGGAAGCUACUUGUGAACCAGUUGCAUUUAAUAAACCCAAUUUUGUAAAUUUAUACGCAAAUUUAUGUGCAUACAUGAUUAAUUAUGCUACAUUUAAUGAACUACACAACACUGAAACUACUUUUCAGUUAAUUUUAGCACAAAAAUGCUUUGAGGGCUGUACCUCACAGUAUACUUCUCAGGAAGAAGUAUCUAAAUUAAAAGAAAAUUUUAAGAAAAAUACACCAUCCAAUUUUAAGAACAGAUUGAAUACGGUUCAUUUCCAAUACUAUAAUAGUUCUUUAACCCAUUGCAAAUUUAUCGGUGAACUAUUCAAACAAGGGGCUUUAAACGAAAAAAAUAUAUUGGCGUGUAUUGACGAAUUAAUGAAAGUAAAUGAUGAUCAGAAUAUUCAUUGCUUAUGUACUAUAUUACAGAUAGCAGGACCAAAACUAUCAAAAACUCAUAAUUUGGACAGUACAGUAUAUCAUAUUUUAUCAUUUAAAAUUAAAAACCUUGACCUCAUAAAAAUUUCACCAACUCUAAAGUCUUCGAUAUUCAUAAUACAAUACUUGAAUUUUAAAGGUUGGAUAAUAAAUGAAGAAGCUGUUAAGUUAAUUGAGAGCAAUGAGAACCAUAGUUCAUUUGAAAAGUUGCCAGAGGAAUCAAAAAAAUCAUAUGAAUUAAAAUCACAUACUGUAAUGGCCCAGUGUAUUAUUGAUGAAUGUAUUGUUGUUCUUAAUAAUUUUGACGAGAAAAAUGAAAGAAGUAUCAAGGAAAUUGUACGGAUGUUGAAUAAUAUCAACUCAUGGAUAAAAUAUGAUCAAGUAUCAUUCGUUGCUUCUUUGAUACUUAUAACAUUAAAUGAAAGUCAAAGUAUUCGCUAUAAGGCUGGUAUACUUUUAAACAAACUUGUUACGGAACGAUUGUUAUCAAGGGAUUCGGUUUCAUCGGGAAUUGACAAAGUAAUGAAUGACUCUGAAUUGAAGAUUGAACUUCCAAAAUUAUCAGAUUUAUUGUUUGACAUCGCUAGCAAGUUGUAUGGAUCUGAGAAAAAAAACAGCAUUGCUACAUUUGAACUCGGGGCUGCUGAAAACCCUAUUGCACCCCCUAGUUGCGUCUAUGCUUUGAACCACCAAGGGUUCUCAACCCUUUGA
Messenger RNA from Sipha flava (yellow sugarcane aphid), 1137 nucleotides. RefSeq lists its product as uncharacterized. Gene Ontology annotation, cellular component: eukaryotic translation initiation factor 4F complex. The record is from RefSeq and is a predicted model, not a curated record. The coding region runs from base 1 to 1137 and encodes 378 amino acids. NCBI's taxonomy places the organism in Eukaryota, Metazoa, Arthropoda, Insecta, Hemiptera, Aphididae. Gene Ontology annotation, molecular function: mRNA binding; protein binding; translation initiation factor activity. The transcript has 9 exons.